This is a messenger RNA of Rattus norvegicus (Norway rat), 11743 nucleotides long. Lineage: Eukaryota; Metazoa; Chordata; Mammalia; Rodentia; Muridae. The record is from RefSeq and is a predicted model, not a curated record.
GACCCAGAGCUAUUUCCAGUACUCUUUCACAGGACUGUGAAAGCCUCCCACGGGACUCACUGGUGUGACCUCCAGAUGCAGCCCAGAAACUCUGCCUCUUGCCCUUGCUUGGAAACACUCGCUGGAGUCCCCAAGGACAGCACCAAGCGGGACUCUUCAGUGUCACCAGUUUCCUCUCCCUGCGGCAGAAGAAAUGUCAGGGCUUCCUGGACCUCUGGCAGACCUCUGAGGUGACCUGGACUUUCCCAUGGGUUCCUACAGUCCCCCACCAUCUCCCAGAUCAAUAUCCUGGGGGGACUGCCCACAACACGGACCGGCCAAGCUGCCCGCCUGGGGGCAGGUGGAUGUACUUGACCCGCCCACCAAGGUCCAGAACAGGCCCUUCCACAAUCCAGGCACUGAAUGUACUGAGCCUCCUGGGGAGCCGGGACUUGCUGUUCCUCCCAGAGUGAUGUGUCAGCAGGCGGUGUCUUGUAAUCUGCAAGGUCCAGGAUUCUCCCUCUGGCCCUAAAAUUGAUCUCCUGUGUACCCCUGGCUGUCUGGACCUGCUUCUCUUCCUCUGCUCACAGUGUGCAGUUGAAUGGGACUACAAACUCUCCUGUGUCACCAGGGUUUCUAGUAGUCUGUCUUGUCUCCACGGAUAACUCAGCAGUCCCAGAGAAAGCCCCCUGCCUGCUGUCUGCAAAGAGAAGCCAUUGUUUUCCCAGUGUGGGGUAACCCUCAAGGACUCUGGGAGCUCUAAGAACAGUGGGUAAGUUCUAACCAUCUGUAUUUCCAUGGGUGGGAAGCUGAAUCUGACUCUGUUCUUUGGGCACCCAAAGCUCAGAAGUUCAAAGUCAUCCUCAGCUACAAUUGAGUUCCAGACCAGCCUUGACCACAUAAGACCCUGUCAUAAAAAAUAAGAGGGGCUGGAAAGGUGGUGCAGUGGUUAAGAACACUGGCUGCUCUUCCAGAGGAUCCGGUUUCAUUCCCAACACCAACAUGGCAGCUCACAACCACCUGGAACCUCAGCUCUAGGGAGUCUGACACCUUUUGGUCGUUGUGGCAUCAGGCACACAGAACUGUGUGUUAGCGUACAUGCAGACAAAACACCUGCACAUAUUAUAAAAUCAAAUAAUAAGAGGGGAAGGAGGAAGAGGAGGAAGAAGGGGAGGAAAGGCAGGAGAGGAAGGAGGAGGAAGAGGAGGAGAGAGAAGAGGAUUGGAGGAAGAAGGCAAGGUAGAAACUCAUUGCAGUGGUUGGAGUUUUUAUUCUCUCAGCCCGGCAGAGGGAUGAGGGAGCAUAUGUCCUCACAAAAUGCCCUGCUUCGUGAUCUUGAGAAUGUGCCUUUCCUCCCUCCCUGCAUUCCAGGGUUCUGUUUCUAGAGGUUCUCAAAGGGCAGAGCUGGCUCUUUGACCCCACCCUGGAUCACCUGAGGGAGAGGGCAGCCCAAUCUCAGUUUGGGAUUACUUUGCUUCAAGGUGACUGGGCUCUGGGGAUAUGGCUCAGCUUGCAAGCUUGAGGACCAGAGUUCAAAUCCCUGUAACUAUGUAAAGAGCCAGACACUUUAGCAGCUCACAGCCACCCAUAACUGUAGCUCCAGGAGAUCCAACACCCUCCUCCCUCUCUCUCUCUCUCUCUUUCUCUCUCUCUCUCUCUCUCUCUCUCUCUCUCUCUCUCUCUCUCUCACACACACACACACACACACACACACACAAAUAUAUAAACAUUUAAAUAAUAAUAAAGUUGGGUGGUUGUGGCACAUGCUUUUAAUACCAUCACUCAGAGGCUGAGGCAGGCAAACUUCUAAGAUUAAGACCAGCCUGGUCUGCAGAGUGAGUUCCAGGACAGCCAGGGCCACACAGAGAGACCCUGUCUUGGAAAACCAAAGCCAACCAAGCAAAAGCAAUAAAUAAAACUGAAAUACGUAGAGAACUUCUGAGGAAUAACAGCAAGACUGGACUCUGGCCUCCCAUAUGCACACACAAACAGGACAUGUACACACAAAUAAAAUUAAAAACAAAUAAAAAAGCGGCUCCCCAGGUCCUCAUAGAUCCUCACUGGAAUCCAAAUGUUUAUGGGGAUUUUGCACAUGCCUGGGCUCCAUCUCCAACACACAAAACAAAAUUGAGUUUCUGUGACAUCUUUGGGGUAAAAUGAGGUCAAUUGGCGUCUGACUCAGUCCACAUAGAGUGAGUUCGGGCAAGUUCGGGCUUCUGCUUUAACAGCCUCAGUUUCCCCUUCUAUAAAACGGUGUGGAGUGGGCAUGAUUCAGAUCAGUACCGUAUUAGCUCCCUAAGGGAAGGACAGGCUUUGAUGGGUGCUGAAGAGGAUCCCUGCUGUCUGUCAGUUGCUCCUCCAGUUGGGGGUGCAGCUGGUGAUUUGAGGACGUCAUAGGCUUCUACACCCAGAGGUCACCCAUGCUAAGUGAGUCAAGUGUCAUUCCUGGUGAGAUGGGAGUGGCCACUGUGCAGGGGGACUUCCUCCACCUGGCACCCAGUUCCAACACCCAGGGACAGCAGCAGAAUCUUGCUCAGGGUGAUGAGGGUGUGGGACUUGGGGGGGCUGGCAUCACUGAUAUGGUAGUUACAGUAUCAGGGAGCUGGGGAGUCACCUGUCAGCACUGCCUCUGAGGGAAGGUUACAGCUCUGCUGAGGGAUUCCUGGGAGGUGCACUGCUUUGGUGCCCAUGGUGAACAUCUUGUGCAAGUUCCUAGAUUUCAGACUAAACCGCACAAAGAUGGCCUGUCUCCUAGCAGCCAGGACUUCCUAGUUUAGAGGCUAGCAGGAGACUACCUCCCACCACCAACCACCACCACCACCAGCACCACCACCAGCACCACCACCACCACCAGCACCAGCACCAGCACCACCACCACCAGCACCAGCACCAGCACCACCACCACUACCACCACCACCACCACCACCACCACCACCACCACCACCACCACCACCACCACCACCACCACCCCAGUCACAGAAUCUCAGCUGGGAGAAGGGAGGAGGGAGGUCAGGGGAGCUCAGAAUCGCUGGGUGGCUCCAGCAGUCAGACUCCCAGGGAGGGAGGCUGGGGAAUGUUGUUACACUGCAGCUGCCUGGACUUGGUCCUCCAAGGUAUCCAACCAACCAUGAGCUCAGAGCCUCUCCCAGCUUCCUCUUGCCCUCCUCUUCUCCCCCCUUCCUCUCCUCUCCUCUCCCUCAACUCCGCAGCCCUCCUCAGCGAAAUUUCUCUUGGGGUUGAAUGUACACACCAGUGUGCAUACCUGCAGGUGCCUUGUGUGCACAUCUGCAUGCAUGUGGGCUGGUGUGCAUGCAUGGUGCUUUUGCAAAUGUGCGUGUGUUGGGUGUGUGUGCACAUGCAAGUGGGCCAGUGUGCAUGCAUGCAUGCACCGUGCCUUGUGUGCACACAUGCAUGCCUUUUCUGUGCACACGAGCCUCGUGCCUGUACGGCCGUGUGCAUCCGUGCAGGUGUGUGCUUGCUAGCGCCCGUGUGAGUGAGUGAGUGCCCGCGGGCGCGCGUGCAGGCGGGGCAGGGAUUUGAAGCGGCGUGAGAGCCGCUGAUAAACAGCCCGGAGCGGCGCGCUGGCGGCUGCUAUCGGAGCUGCUGGCAGGCGCGCAAGAAGCUGUCCCGGCCGCCAGCGCUAUCAGCCCACGGAGGGAGGGCGGCAGGCGGGCGGGAGGGAGGGAAAGUGUUUGCUUCAGCCCUUAAUCACGGAAUUUGAAAUCCCAGCGAGUCGGUGCCAUUUAUUUUCAGAGCCUGUCAAGGCUGGUUUCGGCGUUUAGAAGAAAGGAGGCUGAGCGCAUUUACAUCUCCGGCUCCCACCGCCCUUCUGGAUCCGGUGGGGAGAGGCCAGCGGUCCGCGCCCGGGACUGCCCCGCCACAGCCAGGGCUCUGGGUGGCAGAUAGGCCUGCUGAGUGCAGGGUGCUGGCGAGGGUUAUCUUGAGGCACCGCAUUUUAUCCCAUAAAGCAAUCCUGGUUCCCCCAAAAUUUGCCCCGGUUUCGGAAGACUCCUGCCAACCUCUUCCCCUCGAGCCUAAAAUGUGCUCAGGGCACCGAGGGACAAGCACCUCCUUGUGCAGAUUCGGACACUGAGCCCUGAGACUGAGUUCAGGAGAUCAGCAAGGCCAAGGUCAUUCAAUGGCAGACGGAGACUAGGAGGGAGGCUGGUGAUGAGGGUGUCUGCAAUACACAGCACCUCAGGAAAUGGAGAGGGAGCUGGUAGAAGGACAGCUCUCCAGCUCGGUGACCUUACCCACUGUCCCUUCUCUGACCUUCACGUGGCAUGUUAGCCACCUCCCAGGGAAGCGGGUUGGCCAAGGCUGGGCAACCAGGUCUGCCGAGUUGCUGAGGAUGUCAACUCUGCAUCUAAUCUAUCCAGCCCCACUCUUUUUGUCCCCAGCCUCCAGUCUCUCUCGCUUCAUGGGGCUUCUGUCUCCAAGGAGACCCUUUGGCUGAGACACAAACCCCCAGGAAAAGAUGGCAGUGUCUACUCCCCAAGGCCCCGAUGGAAUGAGGACUUCCUAGGACCUCCAGUGUUCCAGCAUGCACAGUGCCCAGCACAGCAAAACACCUAACAUGUCCCUCUUUUCCUUACUGAUGUAACCUCUCAGUCUUGCUCUUCCUUCCCAGGACAGGAAGUGUCUCUCAGGAGCUUCUCAGUUCUAAUUUAGGUGAGUCCCACCCAAGCCCUUGGAAGGUUCCCAUGCUGGGGAAGAUGGGAGAACAGUAGAGACUGGAAUUUUCCUGUCCAUCUGAACACUUAAAAAGCCUUAUUUAUAGGAGAAUCAGCUAACACUAUGGCUUCUGUGUGGCAGGUUAUUUCACUGCAUUGUUUAUAGUUACGUAAUGUUCCAUUGGUCAUGCAUAUCUGCAUGAGGUACCUGAUCCUUAGUAGAUGGGCCAUACAGAUUAUGCCAAACUUGUCUUCUAACCUCCAAGCCUCCGAGCACAGGCUAGUCUCUUCCAGGAGGGGCCAUGAGGGCCAUCAAGUACCCCUGCAGGCACAAGGGAGAGGGCAAAUCGCUCUGGAGAACUUUCUCCCCUUUCAUAAGCAAGAGGUUGGCUAGGAUUUUCCUAGAGCCAGAACAGAAUAAGAGAAAUGGCUUCAGGCAAGGAAGCAUGGCAGGAACCUACCCUUGAUGUCCACCUAGGUAAGGAAGGCCCUCAAAUUCAAGGUAACACCCAGGCAGAGCUAUGCAGGGCGGCUCACUGAGUCUGAAAAGGGUGGAGCAUGAUUGAGACCAGAAUGGAGCAAGGGCCCUCCAAACACCCUCUCUCCCCUUCUCCAUGAACCCAGGGCCACCUCAGUCUACUCCCUAAGGUCCUGGUUUGGGAUGAGGAUUUCCUGGGACCUCCAGUGUUCCAGCAUGCACAGACCCUGGCAGAGCAAAACACCCCAAUUUCCCCUCUUUCCUUACUGAUAUGCCCAUUGCCCUGCUUUUCCUUUACAGGAAAGGAGGUAUCUCUCGGGGUCUCGGGCCCAUAGAGGAAGUAGGAAGGAAGCCCCAAGCUUGAAGUGCCUGCUUUACUUGGGAGCCAAACUCCUUGUAGCUUCAGUUUGCCUGUCUGUAUAUGUGAAUAUUGGCAACACCUAUCUCACCAGGCAGGAGUUCUGAGAACUCACAAGGAGUCCAAGAAAAACCCACAGCAGGCUCUUCAGCACACUGCUAAGUUCCCAGGGAGCCACCUCAGUAAAGAGAGUGUGGUAUAUGUGUGUGUGUGUGAGUGUGUGUGUGUGUGUGUGUGUGUGUGUGCCUGUGUGGACAUUUGCAUUCACAUAUGUGUGUUCAUGUGGCUGCACAUCUGCUUGUAAAUUCGUACAACUGCGCACAUGUGUGUACAUAAGUGUAUGUGCAUAUGCAUGUUUACACGUGCAUGUCUGUCACUCUGUUUGAGUGUAGCACCCACACUUGUUUUAGUUGCUUUUCUGUGGCUGUGAUAAAAUACCAUAAUCAAAGGCAGCUUAAGGAAGAGUUUGUUUUAGCUUCUGGUUCCAAAGGAGUAGAUGAUCAUAAUAUCUAGGAGCAGGAAGCAGAGAGAUCACAUAUCAGCUGAACACAGGAAGUAUAGAGAGUGGCGGGGGGGUGGCUGUAAACUCUGAAGCCAUGCCCCCAGUGAUAUAUCUCCUCCAGUAAGUUUCUACUCCCUAAAGAUUCCUUAAGUUCCCCAAACAGCAUCACCAACAAGAGACCAAGUGUAGAAAUGAUGCUACAAGGGACAUUUCUCAUUUAAACCACCAUACCACUCUGUGUGUCCAUACUCUGCCCCCAGAGGGCAUUGCGAUUUUUCAGCAGACCUAUCAAUACACCUUUCUAAUUUCUCUGGGCCUUAGUUACCCUGUAAGAUAAGGAUGACAAAGUAUGAUUCUAAGCAUAUUAAGCAAACAACACACACACACACACACACACACACACACACACAUACAAAAUGAACUCAGGAGUAGUUGAUGUGUGCUUAUGUAACAAAAUGGAACAUAACCAGAGCCAGGAGCAUGCUGGUACAUGAUGGAGGCUUUAAAAGCUCAGCACAAUUUGACACCAGCUGGGGCUUUUCUCUGAAGAAUAUGCUCUGUGAAGGACUGCCUGGAUCCCUGAAUAGAGACUAUGCAUGUGGAACAGACCAGUGGAUAGAGCAGCCAAAGUACAGUCAAUACUAAACCUGAGGUGCUAACAGACUUUAAUCAUAGGAAUCUACUCUUAGCCAGGGGAUGUUUGUUAUGUAGCAUAACCUAGCAUAAGCUGACCAGUGCAGAAACUGGUACUUAGAAAUAGUAGGCCAAGUAUGUGUCAUGGGCUCCAGGGGACAGACAAUAGAUGACAAGGAGACAGUUAUUGAAGGCCAGAAAGUUGGUUUGGUAGCCUGUGUUACACAACAGUAAAUAGUCAGUAAAGCUCCUGGCUAUAAGAGUUCUCCUGGGGGGUUGGGGAUUUAGCUCAGUGGUAGAGCGCUUGCCUAGCAAGUGCAAGGCCCUGGGUUCAGUCCCCAGCUCCGAAAAAAAAGAAAAAAGAAAAAAAAAAAGAGUUCUCCUGGAGCUGGAGAUAUGGUUCAGUAGUUAAGAGCAUUGACUACUCUGGUUUAAUUCCCAAAAUUCACACUUGUCUGUAACUCCAGUUCUGGAGCUUCUUGGCCAAUCACACAGACAUACAUGCAGGCCAAACACCAAUGAACAUUGAAAAAGUGAGUGAGUGAGUGUGUGUGUGUGUGUGUGUGUGUGUGUGUGUGUGUUUCAAAGCUGAAAAAAAAAAAUGAAAAACAAAAACAAGCAAACAAAAACUGAGCAAGAUUGUGCAUGUUUGUCAUCCUAGCACUUGAAAGGUGGCAACGGGAAGGCCAAAAGUCCGAGGUCUUCUCUGACUAUGUAAUUCAAGGCUAGCCUGGGCUAAAUGAGAUCUUUCCUCUCAAACAAAACAAAACAAAACAAGGCUGGGGAUGUGGCUCAGUUGGUAAAGUGCUUGUCUAGCAUGCACGAAACCCUGGGCUCAGUUCCCAGUAACACAGAAACUAGGGUGACACUGGAGGACAUUAUGAUCUCAGGACUUGAGAGUCAGGCAAGAGGAUCAGGUACCCAGAGACAAUCAGCAAACUUCCAGCUACCUUAGGCUUCAGAGACAGUGUCUCAUAAGGAAGGUGGGGAGGAGGAGGGCAAGGAGAGAGGGAGGAAGGAGGGAUUGCCAAGCUGAUAGUCCUCUGUGGCUUUAGCAUUCAUUAGAGGCUGGGGAAAAAGAAUGGCUGCCACGCAUGGUCACAGACCUGCUGGCCUUUGAUCUUAACUUCCAACCACUGGGAAGCCCCAUCCCUGUGGGGCUGGGCUGUGGGGGUUGGCUGCUAUUUAGCAGCUAACCAAGGUUUAGGGGGCAGGGCCUGGUGGGGAGGAAGGGCUGCAGGGCUUGGGAGGGUGUGUUAGGCUGCAGGAUUCUGGGGUGGAGAGGGAGCGAGGGCUGCAGGGCCCAAAGGGGGGUUGGGGGCGCUGGAGGACCCUGGGGGGUGGGGGUGGGGUUUCAGGGCCAUGGAGGGAAAGGGAGGGAGAAUGGGUUUCUAAGGAAGAAGCCUGAUUGCAAGUCAAGGGGAUGUGGGAAAUUUUAGAUUUGGGGGUUGAGAGUAUAGCUGGUGUCCAUAACUAACCAGUAAAAGGGCCCCAGGGCAGGCUGGAGAGGCGGCUGAGCGGUUAAGAGCACUGGUUGCUCUUCCAGAGGUCCUGAGUUCAAUUCCCAGCAACCACAUGGUGGCUCACAACCAUCUGUAAUGGGAUCCAAUGCCCUCUUCUGGUGUGUUUGACAGCUACAGUGUACUCACAUAAAUAGAAUAAAUAGAAAGAAAGAAAGAAAGAAAGAAAGAAAGAAAGAAAGAAAGAAAGAAAGAGAGAGAGAGAAAGGAAGGAAGGAAGGAAGGAAGGAAGAAAGAAGAAAGAAAGAAAGAAAGAAAGAAAGAAAGAAAGAAAGAAAGAAAGAGAGAGAGGACCAGGAAUGCAGCUCAGGGAGCUGAACACUUGCCAGUACCUAAGAAGCCCUGGAUUCCUUCCUUGGUGUUGAGUAAACAGGACAUGGAAGUGGUAGCGCUGUCUUCCCAGCACUGGGGACAUCAUGGAGGUAGAGGCUAUCAGGAGUUCAUCUAUACAGGGUGUUCAAGGCCACUAAAUGAAAUCCCAGCCGCUAGUGCUAGUGUCCAGAGUCCCACACACGCGGUGCAGGCAGAGAGACCUCCAGCUGGGAGCAGCUGGGGCAGGUCCCACCCCUCCAGUCUGACAGCUCAUGACCCACACCAGGGCCAGGCCUGGAGUUCCGCCAUCUUCUGACAAAUAGGCAGGCACCGUUCUGGCCCCUCUGGCAGUGAACUGAGUCUACAAAAUUCAAGUGACAAAUGACAUUUUAGUAAGACUCCUGACAUAUCUGUGCUUGGAACACAUGACAUGAUCUUGGAGCAGAUAAGAGUUUUAAUUUUAACUUCAUCUGUGUCCCCUGAAAUGCAUUGUUGGAGAAGCCUAACCGUGAAUUUUAAACUAUACAUAGAGACUCUCCAAAGCCACCCAUGGAGAGUCAAUAAAGAAUAUUCUAGACUAAAGGAAAAACAACAGGACAAAGACAUGCAGGCCAGCAUGUCUUUUCAGUCAGUUUGGUCAGCAGCACUCUUGGGAAAAUGUCAUGCCUGUGUGGUCAUAAUACCCCUUGUUGAGGCUGCAGGGUCUAGGUGUCACUUGCCUGUCAUCCCAGGCCAGGGGAAGAGGACCCCAUUUGAGGGUAGCCUAGACUAAAUAUGAGACCACGAAACCACUAAGGAUUGGAAUGGUGCUCAGUACAGGGACCUCCUGCCCUGGGUUCCUCUCUAGCACUGCAAUAAACAAACCUUUUCAAGACACAAGAGUAAUGAAAUUAUGCUAUCAAUAAAGCAGAAGGGGAAAUCCUGAGGGGUUAAAUCUGGAGGGACCACUCCCAAAACACAAGGGAGUGAGAAGAUGCAGGUUUCCCAAUACUUGAAGGCAGAGGCAGGUGAAUUUCUGUGAGUUCAAGGCCAGCCUAGUCUACAUAGAGACUUUCAGGACAGCCCACACAGUGAAACCCUGUCUCAAAAGAGUGGUUAGCUCCUGGGAGAAACACUGAGAUAAGGGAGUCAUAUGACACAGCUACAGUGUCCUCUGUUCUGAACCAGCUCCAGGCCAGCCCAGAUCAAAGGGGAGGAACCCUGUGUAUGGAUUGGGGUGGGGGUGGGAAUGAGGCGUUGCUAUUGGCAACCAAGAUGGCAGAUGGCAAGUAGGUUGGUCAUUGUUCCUAUCUAUUGUAAUAAGAAUUAUCCAAGCCUGUCCUAUCUCCACUUGGCAGGUUGAACCCCACCCCCAGACACCCCAAUACCACAGCUUUGAGACGUUCUUUAGUCAAUGAACUUACCCUGGGGUCAGCCAACUGAAGAACAGCUUCGAGAGCCUUGUGCGGGCAGGGCAGUCCACUCUGCUUUUGCUCAGAGAGACGCUCUCAGCUUCCGGGAGUCUAAGCAGAGAGGAACAGUAUCCAAGCCUCUUAAUGGUUGGUUUUGCACCCUCUCUCCCUUCUCUAGCAUUCAGAAGCCUCCAGCCCAUCCCUCUGUUCUGCAAGGAACCCCUGGCAAGCUAGGAGUUAUCUGUUCUUCCUUAUGCUCAGGGAAACUUGGGGGUUACCAGGAGCCACCUGUUGGGUAAAGGUGUCAAGCCACCUGCUAGUGAAGGUGGGGAGGGGCGCUCUCUCUGCAGAUGAGCAAGUUAUCUGUAACAUUCCUGACACCUGAGAGCACUGUGGCUCUCAGCAAAGCUGCUGGGACCUGUCCAAGGCCCUCUUGGCUAUUAAUUGGAUUUGAACCCAAAGAUGCCUCAUGCCCCAACCCUUAACCACUGGGUUCCCAUGCCCCUUAGACCAUGGGUAGGUGGCAGGUAUUCAUGAACCGAUGCAUGAAGUGACCUGGAGACCUUAGGGAAGACACCAAGGUCUGGGUGUGGUCACAGAGGAGCCACUUGCACUAAUGUAAAAAUUGAGGAGACAGGAGGAUGCAUCCAUCCAUCCCUGUCUCCUCAGCCCCCUAGCAGGACUCAGUCUCUCACAGUGUUGAUCAUGUGAUAGAUAGAGCUAGAGAGGCUCAGUGGGUGAAAUACCCUUACUGUAGGCAUGGAGCAGAUCCCCAGCAUCCAGGUGAAAAGACUGGUGUGCUGGAGCACUGAGAUCCCAGCACUGAGGAGUCACAGAAGUGUGCUGGAGCACCGAGAUCCCAGCACUGAGGAGUCACAGAAGUGUGCUGGAGCACCGAGAUCCCAGCACCGGGGAGUCACAGGAAGUGUGCUGGAGCACCGAGAUCCCAGCACCGGGGAGUCACAGAAGUGUGCUGGAGCACCGAGAUCCCAGCACCGAGGAGUCACAGAAGUGUGCUGGAGCACCGAGAUCCCAGCACCGGGGAGUCACAGGAAGUGUGCUGGAGCACCGAGAUCCCAGCACCGGGGAGUCACAGAAGUGUGCUGGAGCACCGAGAUCCCAGCACCGGGAAGUCACAGAAGUGUGCUGGAGCACCGAGAUCCCAGCACCGGGGAGUCACAGAAGUGUGCUGGAGCACCGAGAUCCCAGCACCGGGGAGUCACAGGAAGUGUGCUGGAGCACCGAGAUCCCAGCACCGGGGAGUCACAGGAAGUGUGCUGGAGCACCGAGAUCCCAGCACCGGGGAGUCACAGGAAGUGUGCUGGAGCACCGAGAUCCCAGCACCGGGGAGUCACAGAAGUGUGCUGGAGCACCGAGAUCCCAGCACCGGGGAGUCACGGAAGUGUGCUGGAGCACCAAGAUCCCAGCACCGAGGAGUCACGGAAGUGUGCUGGAGCACCGAGAUCCCAGCACCGAGGAGUCACGGAAGUGUGCUGGAGCACCGAGAUCCCAGCACCGAGGAGUCACAGAAGUGUGCUGGAGCACCGAGAUCCCAGCACCGAGGAGUCACAGAAGUGUGCUGGAGCACCGAGAUCCCAGCACUGGGGAGUCACAGAAGUGUGCUGGAGCACCGAGAUCCCAGCACUGGGGAGGCAGAGGCUAGGGAACAGGAUCUUUGGGGCUAACUGGCAGCCAGCCCAGCCAGGUAGUAAGAUCCAGGUUCAGGGAGAGGCCUUGUCUCAACCAUAAGGCUGUGGGGCUGGAGAGAUGCUCAGCAGUUAACAGCAUUUGCUGUUCUCACAGAGGACCUGGGUUUGGUUCCCAGCACCCACAUGGCUGCACAGCCAUCCGUAACUCCAGUCCCAGUGUAUCCGACAGCCUCUUCUGACAUUUGUGG